UGGAUCUUUGCUGGACUGAGGUCAAUCAACGGGUGUAACGGGGACUGAAGAGUGAUCAUCCUCAAGAUGAGGACUGAUGUUCUGCAGCUGGUUGUGGGCUUGUGUGUGUUGACCGUGACGUCUUCAUUCAAAAUCUGCGCUUUCAACAUUCAGAGCUUUGGAGAGGCAAAGGCAAACAACAAGAAGGUUAUGGGGAUUUUACUGAAGACCCUGUCUCGGUGUGACUUGUGUCUUAUUCAGGAGGUUCGAGAUUCCAAAGGAGAAGCUAUACAAACUUUGGUUAAAGAUCUUAACAGAUUUGACAAAUCCAACUCAUACUCUUAUGUGGAGAGUGAAAGGCUGGGGAAGAAAACCUAUAAGGAACAGUACGUCUACGUUUACAGGAACAACAUGUUGAAGGUCAAAGAGCAUUAUCAGUAUCCUAAACUGGACAAAGGGACAAAUGAAACUGAUAUUUUCUCUCGUGAGCCUUUCAUUGUUCGCUUUCACUCUCCCACAACAUUGGUGAAGGAUUUUGUCUUGAUUGGCCAGCACACCAGUCCAAAAACUGCCAUGAAGGAGAUGGAUGAGCUGUACACGGUCUUUAAAGAAGUUUACAAGAAGUGGAAGACAGAUAAUGUGAUGAUCCUGGGGGACCUCAACGCUGGCUGCAACUACGUCACCAUCCGAGGCUGGAGAGACAUACGUUUGAGGAGUGACCCCAGGUUUCUGUGGCUAAUUGGAGAUGAACAUGACACAACUGUCCGGAGGAAGACACGUUGUGCCUAUGACAGGAUUAUUGUCCACGGACGUGAAAUUAUUUCCAGCGUAGUGCCAGGUUCAGCUCAACCGUUCAACUUUAAAGAGAGUUUCCAUCUCACAGAGGAGGAGGCUCUUGAGGUGAGUGACCACUUUCCAGUAGAAGUGGACCUGAAGCCCAACCAUCGCUACCUCCUCCGCCAUGAGCUCUGAACCACUUAGGACAACUAUUUACAAUCCAAUUCAAUUAUGAAUGUUAUGAAUAAAUUAUUAAAUGAUGUAGUUUUACUUGAUUUUAACUGUUACAAUAAAGCAAAGUG
Solea solea (common sole) is the source of this 1058-nucleotide messenger RNA. It is a transcript of the gene dnase1l1l, whose product is annotated as deoxyribonuclease I-like 1-like. The record is from RefSeq and is a predicted model, not a curated record. Bases 67 to 951 code for a protein of 294 amino acids. Gene Ontology annotation, cellular component: nucleus. NCBI's taxonomy places the organism in Eukaryota, Metazoa, Chordata, Actinopteri, Pleuronectiformes, Soleidae. The transcript has 9 exons. Gene Ontology annotation, molecular function: DNA nuclease activity. Gene Ontology annotation, biological process: DNA catabolic process.